UCCCGACUGGGAGAGGUCAGGGAGCCGCGGGCCCUGGUGUGACCUGAGCGUCCCGGUUGCCCCGGGCGACGCCGCGGCUGGCUCGCUGGGGAGUUUGCGCAGCGGCUGCUGGACCCGCCGGGCCCCUACUCUCCCGCGGCUACACAGUGCGUCACGCUCGCCCGCAUCCGUCCCCGCGUCGUGCAACGUUAUACUGCAAGUCAGUCAAUACCAUCAUUUAAGUCACUUUAUAAUGGAAAAGUAUGAAAAACUGGCAAAGAUUGGAGAAGGCUCUUAUGGGGUUGUGUUCAAAUGCAGAAAUAAAUCCUCUGGACAAGUAGUAGCUAUUAAAAAAUUUGUGGAAUCUGAAGAUGAUCCUGUUGUUAAAAAAAUAGCACUGAGAGAAAUACAUAUGUUGAAGCAAUUGAAACACCCAAACCUUGUGAACCUCAUCGAGGUGUUCAGGAGAAAAAGGAAAAUGCAUUUAGUUUUUGAGUACUGUGAUCACACACUGUUAAAUGAGCUGGAAAGAAACCCAAAUGGUGUGGCUGACAGAGUCAUCAAAAGUGUGUUAUGGCAAACACUCCAAGCUCUUCAUUUCUGUCACAAACAUAACUGUAUUCACCGAGAUGUAAAACCUGAAAACAUCUUGAUAACCAAGCAAGGAAUGAUCAAGAUUUGUGACUUUGGAUUUGCGAGAAUUCUGAUUCCAGGAGAUGCCUACACUGACUAUGUUGCCACCAGAUGGUACAGAGCCCCUGAACUUCUUGUGGGAGACACGAAGUAUGGCUCCUCUGUGGAUGUGUGGGCCGUUGGCUGUGUUUUCACAGAGCUCCUGACUGGUCAACCACUCUGGCCAGGAAAAUCAGAUGUGGACCAGCUUUAUCUGAUAAUCAGAACACUGGGAAAACUAAUCCCAAGACAUCAAUCUAUCUUUAAAAGUAACCAGUUUUUCCGUGGCAUCAGCAUCCCUGAACCAGAAGACAUGGAAACUCUCGAAGAAAAAUUCUCAAAUGCUCAGCCUAUGGCUUUAAGUUUCAUGAAGGGGUGUCUGAAGAUGAACCCAGAUGACAGAUUGACCUGUGCCCAGCUCCUGGAGAGUGCCUACUUUGACUCUUUUCAAGAAGAUCAAAUGAAAAGAAAAGCACGAAAUGAGGGAAGAAGCAGAAGGCAUCAGCAGAAUCAACUGUUGCCUCUCAUACCUGGAAGCCACACCUCCUCCACACCUGAUGGAAGAAAGCAAGCCCUCCAGUUAAAAUUUGAUCAUCUUCCAAGCAUUUAGGAAAAACAUUCUUUCAAGUGAAGUCAUUUAAUAUGUACAUAUUUUUGUUCAAGAUAGGAAUCCUUGGAGCUUCAAAUGCAAAUGAGCAAUAUGAAAAUGAAGACGCCUUCUAGAACUGUUUUGUUCUCAUCAUCCCUGAUUCCUUCCCCUGUGCUUUUCCCAUGCCAACUUUAUCUCCUACAACAUUCUCUUUAAAUGUUUAAAUGUGCCUGUGGAGGAGACAUUUUCCAUUUCAUCAGAGCAGUGCCUCCUUAGGCAGUUGAUACUGAGACUCUGUGGUUUACACUGAUUUAUGAACAAGAUUUCCAUAUAGCAUCCCACUUCAGCUGACCACAUAAUGCCUCUCUGAGCAGCAUCAGCUCUGCUGGCUGCUGUUUGCAUAGGGAUGGCAUUACACGCACACUGGCUUCUGAGUGCUCAGCAUAACCAGGUCUGCUGAGGAGCGCUCCUGCUUCAUUCUGCAUUCUCAUAUUGUAUAGCAAGGGAAGCUUUAAAGGUUGUCUAGGCUCACUUACCUCUCAACUCGGGGCAGACUCUCCUCUCACUGUCUCACAAGAACAUUGGUGCUUCAACUUCUGAAGCUAGCUGGAGAAAAUUCCAUUCAUGGCCUGCAGUGGACACACGACAAGCCAUCACCCACUGUGUGACAAUAGUACCUUUGAAUCACUGGCUGGCUGCCCACUCGAAUGUUGUCCUUGAUAUAGCAUUGAAUUUUAAUUUUAAAAUUAAUGUGUGUGUAUUCAUAAGAGAGAGAGAGAAGACAGACAGACAAACACAGAGACAGGACAACUUUUGGGGAGUUGGUUCUCUUUUUCUACAUUGUUGAGGCAGAGUUUCUCUCAUUCUAUGUAUUCCAAGGCAGCUGACCCAUGAGCUUCCAAACUUCACACUGAUUCUCCUGUCUCAGCUCCCAUCUUGCCAUAGGACUACUGGGAUUAUUGAUGUCCACCACUGCAACCAGGUUUUUUUUAAACAAGUGUUUGGGGAAUUGAACUCAGAUUGUCAGGCUUGCACAGGGCCAUCUCUCUGACCUGGUACAUCAUAAUUUCUUACCCCUUUCUCCUGGCUAAAUUAUCUCAGUAUCUAAACUGAUUGACCUGGGAGUGAUGUGGGAACAGAUCACUGCCAGCAGCCAGCACUUUUUCCCAAGCAUUGACAUCCAUGAACUUGUAUGGCCGUAAACUACUGAGUACCCUGUGAUCAGGCAGAGCUUGUUAAGUCUUAAAGGAUGAUUAUCUUUCAGUUAAUCUCUCUCUCUCUCUCUCUCUCUCUCUCUCUCUCUCUCUCUCUCUGUGUGUGUGUGUGUGUGUGUGUGUGUGUGUGAUUCUGAAGCAUCGUAGUAAGAUGACUUUUUUUUAGUAAGAUGACUAUUAUCCUAAACAUCUAAAAAUGAAACAGAAUAGUUGAAAGAACUUUGAAUUCGAAAACAAAACUUGCAUGUAAAUAAUAACACAGAGCCAGCUGUCACUGUAAAAGACCCCAAACUGUGACAUUCCCACCAGUAACAUCUAAGAGGAAUUUAUUAGCUUAGUGUGGUGGCAUAUGCCUGUAAUUCCAGCACCUGGGAGUUAGAGGCAGAAUUAGAGGUUCAAGGUUAUCAUUGGCUACAUAGCAAGUUUAAGGCCAGCCUGGGCUAUUGAGACUCUGUCUCAUAAAAGCAGGGUGGGCACACAGGAAAGAUGGUUCAGUAG
Nannospalax galili (Upper Galilee mountains blind mole rat) is the source of this 2952-nucleotide messenger RNA. RefSeq names its product cyclin dependent kinase like 4 (gene Cdkl4). Gene Ontology annotation, biological process: protein phosphorylation. Bases 233 to 1261 code for a protein of 342 amino acids. The transcript is spliced from 10 exons. The record is from RefSeq and is a predicted model, not a curated record. Lineage: Eukaryota; Metazoa; Chordata; Mammalia; Rodentia; Spalacidae. Gene Ontology annotation, cellular component: nucleus. Gene Ontology annotation, molecular function: ATP binding; cyclin-dependent protein serine/threonine kinase activity.